Quercus lobata is the source of this 636-nucleotide messenger RNA. RefSeq lists its product as uncharacterized. The record is from RefSeq and is a predicted model, not a curated record. The transcript is spliced from 2 exons. Lineage: Eukaryota; Viridiplantae; Streptophyta; Magnoliopsida; Fagales; Fagaceae. Bases 1 to 636 code for a protein of 211 amino acids.
AUGAAUCUAAAAAGACCUGGAGAUACAUGUUGGAGUUCUCAUUAUGGUGCACUUGUUAAUCUUAUUCACAUGUUUUCUUCUGUAAUUGAUGUGAUAGAAACUAUUAUAGAAGAUGGUUUAUAUUUUAAUCAGAGAGUAGAAGCAAAUAUUUUAAUUGGUUUACUCCAAACAUUUCAAUCCAUGUUUGAUUUACAUUUGAUGAAAGGUGUGCUUGGCAUAAGUAAUGAGUUGUCACAGGCAUUACAACGAAAAGAUCAAGAUAUUGUGAAUGCUAUGAAGUUGGUUGACAUUUCAAAGCAACAUUUACAGGUCAUGAGAGAUGAUGGGUGGAACUCUUUGCUAGAGGAGAUAACUUAUUUUUCAGCAUUCAACAAGCAGAAAUUGAUUCGGCUUGCUCAGUUUUAUCCAAGUGAUUUUUCAAUGGUUCAAGUUUCUUUCUUGGAUAACCAAUGUGAGACAUACAUCCAUGACAUGCGGUCCACUGAAGAGUUUUCAGCACUUAAAGGAAUUGGACAACUUGCUGAAAAGAUGGUAGAAAUGAAAAAGGAUGUUUCAUAUCCAUUGGUUUACUCAUCAGUGACUUUAGCAUUGAUCUUACUAGUUGCAACAACUACUGUUGAAAGAGCUUUUUUUUAG